Molecule: messenger RNA, 2565 nt
Organism: Perognathus longimembris pacificus (Pacific pocket mouse)
Lineage: Eukaryota; Metazoa; Chordata; Mammalia; Rodentia; Heteromyidae
Product: golgin subfamily A member 2-like
Exons: 3
Coding region: 1-2565 (854 amino acids)
Biological process (GO): Golgi organization; spindle assembly
Cellular component (GO): Golgi cisterna membrane; Golgi cis cisterna; cis-Golgi network
Source: RefSeq, a predicted model, not a curated record
AUGAGCGCAUUAGGCGGCAGCAGGGACCCUGGUCAGGAAACAGCACCAAGAGCUGAGCUGGAGAAACAGCCCCAUGAGCAGAGCCUGCAGCAGCAGCUCAAGAACCAGGAGAAGGGCAAAGAGAUGGAUGUGGCCACAGCACUGCCAUCAGCAGUUGGACAGACAAAGGAAGUCUACUGUGCCCCUGAUUCUGGCCAGACCCUGGGGAUUCCACAUCUCUCUCUGGCCAAUGGGAUGCCGGUCUUGGGGCCACGCCCACAUGCUCUGCUGCCUAGUAGCAGUGGAAUCCCAUCUGUUGGCCUACACCACUACUGGCAGUUGAAGGAGGAGGUAGCGGUGGCUGAGUGGGCUGGGAGGUCUGAACCAACCAGACACAGUGAAACCGCUGCAGGAGAGAAACUCCCGCAAGAACAGCAGCAGCAGCAGAAUUGUCCUGCCCUUAAGGGCCUUGCCAAAUUCAAGAAAAGGAAGAAAACUCCCAAGGGAGGUGAGCCCAAGGCAAACACCCCUGGGGAUGGUCCUUCAACGGAGGAUACAGCCCAAGACCGUGCUGACCCUGAGCCUCCGGUGCCUUUGCACGCAGUCGGAGCAGCCAGCGUCAGGAGCGUCCCAAGUCCCGAAAACACCGGGGAUCUGCAGAGGCGCUACCAACACCUGGUGCUGGCCCUGGUCUCCAGCAAAUUAAAAAACCAGCAGCUCUGCACUGAGAUCCAACACCUGCAGCAGGAAAAGGAACACCUGCAGCAAGAACAAGCCAAAGAGAACGGGAAGAGGGCCCAUGCGCAAGAUGCGCUGCAAACGCAGCUUGUGGAAGUCCACAAGCGGUGGAUCCAGAGGUUGCGUUCCGAAAAAUGCACCUUGCAAUCUGCCCUGGCCCGAAUGCAGCAGGUGGCCGAGGAAAGCCACACGGAGCGUGAAGGUCUCAGCAGCCGCCUGCACGCUGCACAGCAGCACAUUGGAGAGCUCCAGCUCGCGCUGUCCGCAGUCACCACCCAGCAGCUUGACGCCGAGAAGCAAAACCUACAGCUCACCCAAGACCUCCGUCACGUCACGCUUCAGCUGCAGGAAAAGAGCAGGAGCUGUGAGGAUGCGCAAGCCAUGACCACCGAUCUGCAGAAGCAGCGGGAAGUGCUCUGGGCCCAGAAGCUCCACAUGCAGACCCGAAUUCACAAGCUCCAACGAGCCCUGGAGGAGCGGGCGGUGCUGAGAAGGCAGGGAGCCAACCUGCGAGGCCUCGUGAAGACACUGCAGGCGGAAAGAGACCAGAUUGCGCAGGACCUGAGGAGGGAGAGGGCCGUGUGGGAGGAGAUGGCCCAGCAGCAAGCCGAGGAGCUGAACCAACUGAGAGAGGAGCGAGAACAGGCGCUGAACCAACUGAGAGAGGAGAGAGAGGAGUGGGAGUGGCAGGUGCUGGAACUGCAGGCCAACCAGGAGGAACUGACAGAGCAACUGGCAGCGCUGCAGGCCCCUGCGGGACCACGCCAGGCUGCGCACCAGCUGCAGGCCCAAGCAUCCCAGAUGCAGGAGGAGUUGAAGAACCUGGAGCAACCACUGCACGGCCAGGAGCAGGCAAGCCAGAGCCCCCGUCUCCAGAACCUGGAGCAGCAGGAGCAGCUGUGCAGACUGGAGAAGAAGGGCGAGGAGCGGCCCAAGAUGGAUGAGCCCCCGACUUGCACACCUGGGCACGACGAAGAGCUCAAAGCUCAGCUGGCGCAGCUGCAGGAUCUCAGAGCCACCUGCGAUCGGCACACAGCCGCCAAUCAGCAGCUGAGCUCAGAGAAGGAGGCCCUGCAGCAGCAGGUGCUGAGGCAGACCCAGCUGGGUCUGGAGCAGCUGAGCCAGGAGCCAGUAGACAGCAAGUUGCUGGCCCAGAUGGAAAGGGAAGAGUCGCAGGGCACUCGGAAGCGCCCAGAAGCAACCGGGCAAAGGAAGGAGCAAGCGCAGGCCCAGCAUGGCUCCCCGGGUUUCCCUGGAGAAGGGGAAGGAGUGAGCACCGGGAAAGAAAACGGGGAGGAGGCAAGCCCACUCCACAUGAGUGUCCCCGAGGAUGGAGAGAACCCUCAGGUCCUGAGGGAGCUGCACCGCCAAGCCCUCUCAGCUGCGGAACCUACAAAGACAAAACUCAGCCAGCAGCCGCAGGAGCAGCAGGCCCGCUGCAGGGGCCUGGCCAACCUGGUAGCCCAGUGCCAGACCAAGCCGGAGCCCCGGGCACUCUUUCCCACCAGGCGGAGCCAUGGCCUGUGUGCGAAGAGGAGGCAGGACACACAGGUGCCCAAGAGGAAGCUGCAAAUCUGCGUCAUCCCCGACCUGCCUGACAGGGCGGAUUCCCAGAAUCAAGCGGGAGACCUGCAGGGUCCAUGCAGCCGGCUGACACAGCACAUCACAGCCAUGCAAGAGGCCAUCGCUGCCUGGGAAGACCAAAUGGAAACCCUGGCUCAGCUGCAUCGGGAGAAAGAGGAACAUGUCCACCAGCUCUGCGAGGAGAAGGAGAAGGAGGAGGAGGAGGAGGCGCUGCGGGAGCUGCUGUUGCGCCUGGCAGGUGAAGGCCUGGACUCAUCAACCUAG